Molecule: messenger RNA, 755 nt
Organism: Danaus plexippus (monarch butterfly)
Lineage: Eukaryota; Metazoa; Arthropoda; Insecta; Lepidoptera; Nymphalidae
Exons: 6
Coding region: 21-617 (198 amino acids)
Source: RefSeq, a predicted model, not a curated record
AUUCGAUCACUAUAGCCACGAUGUCAAAACACGUCUUAAUAAAGGUUGCUUAUAUGGGGAUGUGUUUGGUCGCAACUCUUUCGGCAUCCCGGGAUGAUUCUGUACCCGAGUUCAUAGAACAUGUCCUCAGAAUUCCUAACCCUGAUAAGAUUCUUAAUUCAGUGGUUUCAAGACUGCAAGCCAAACAAGAAGGGUUAAGGGAAAGACCGAGAUACGACGAUGCAGAUUGUGACACUGAAGAUAAACUUCCUGAAUAUACCGAAUCGAUCAAGGAAACAAAGGAACGUGAAUUACGACAUUACAUCGGAACACAGAAGCAUUAUCCAAUUUGCAAUCUGGAGCGAGUAAUAAUAAGGUUAAAUACUAAUGAGUAUGAAUAUAGACCGGCUUACUAUGAAGAGGUGAGAUGUAACACUAUUUCCAGAGACAAUGCCGGCAAUUAUAACGAGAUAUGCUCGAGCCUUGGAUUUUCCUGUGUUCAAUGGAAUAAAACUAUUCAUUUAACGAGAAGACGAUAUUCUAGUGAUUGUUGGGAAACGAAGACGAUGGUUAUACCGGCUGGUUGCGAGUGUAUGUGGCCGAUAAAUAAACUCGGUGACAUCGCGGCUCAUGUAUGAAAAUUUUCAACUAACGCAUAUGUUUAAAUAAUGUUUUUUUUUUAUUACCACUAUUAUAUUGAGAUUUUAUUUUGUUUUCGAAUUGUUCACGUAUUUUUUUUUGUUUCGCACCGAUGAUAAUAAAAAAAAUUAAAAGUU